AUGAAAGCAAAAUUUCCAAAUUGCUUCGUACAGUACCUAGUUUCGUGGGAAGGCUAUGGCGCAGAGGAGAACUCUUCGGAGCCAUAUGAGAUGCUAGAAGGCACUGGCUCAAAAGCCAUGACGGAUUUCCACCAUCAGUAUCGCCAUAAACCCAGA
This is a messenger RNA of Tuber aestivum (summer truffle), 156 nucleotides long. Lineage: Eukaryota; Fungi; Ascomycota; Pezizomycetes; Pezizales; Tuberaceae. The record is from the annotation of a GenBank genome assembly.